GCUUUGAAGAAUAAUUGAUUAGCAAGCUAAAAUGGAAGAGUGGUUUCUACUAUACUUAGAAAUUUGAAAUCGGUGAGUGUAUUGACCGGAUGCCCUGAGAGUGAACUUUUGCAAGGCAGAUAAUCCCUUUUAUCUUUGUUAAAGGUAAAGGAGUGAUUAUUUUCUGUGCCCUUCAAUUAACAGUUAAGUACUUCAAUUAAUGUGCAACUAAAUUUGAUCAUGAGUUGGAUCCAUAGGAGAGAUGGGGACAUUUCCAUAGCACACCAACUGGAAAAGAUUGGUGUUCCUUUUGACUUUUAUUGGUUUUUCUGUUAUUCUUUGCAUAAUACUAAAUUCUUAGACCCUGUUUCAUCUUCUCUCAGGUAUGUACAGACCUGAUUUGUCUUCUUCUCAAGAUGGAUGAUCUGUCACGGUUAGUAUACAAUGAAAAUAUAGUUUGCGGGAUGAGCACAGUCAAUCAAAUAGUGACAAUUGGUUAUUCUACUAUUAAGUAGAGAGAAAAUACUUUGUUAAGUGGUCAUUAUAUUAAAAAAAUUUGAAUUCUGCAAAUAAUUUACUGAAAAAGGUAGCUUCUUGGCCUCUUCUUUAUGCCAGGUUAAAAACAUACUUGAGAAGCACAGGAUAGUUUGCAAUUUUUGCUAAUUAUAUUGAUUAAGAGACUGCUAAUACAGGAUUGCUGUUUUGAAGGUAUCCAAUACUCCAAAUAUGGCCAAGUGAUGGACCUCUUGUUAUCACAAAUACAGGGGCAACUCUGAGUUCCUUCCACUUCAGUUAUGGCUAAAUGGACGGGCGUGGAAAAUUAAGAGAUUUAAUUUUUCCGUAGGAAUGGCCCAAACAGGUAGAUAUCGAAGAAUGGGUUUGAUGCAGUUUGAUUUUCGUUUGGGCUGGGCUUACAAAAAAGCCUUAGUUGACGUACUUCAAAAGUCGACGCUUCUGUUCCCCACCAAUGGGCAUGAGCCAUACACAACCCGGUUCAAUCCCGGGAUCAUGAUUCGUGAACGGAUGAACCCAUUUAGAGCAUGUACAAUGGUGGUGCUUUAUUUGCUUGUUCUUGUCUCAAAAUAAAAUAGGUCAAACAGUUGCAAUGCAGUGAUCCCUCAAGACAAGCUUAAAUUUUGCUUUAUUUAAUGAAUACCUCUAAUAUAGCGGCAUCAUUAAAGUUACUUAAUUGCACUUUUGUGUUCGGAUUCAGUAGUGUUAAGUUACAUUUAAAAUGCAUCUUUUUCUUUUUAAUAAUUUAAAUUUAACCCC
Messenger RNA from Rubroshorea leprosula, 1251 nucleotides. Lineage: Eukaryota; Viridiplantae; Streptophyta; Magnoliopsida; Malvales; Dipterocarpaceae. The record is from the annotation of a GenBank genome assembly.